UAUCUCACACUUGUGCAAUUGUUUCACUCUCUUCUGAUAUGCAAUGUCUCACUAUCACGUGAAGAAGACGCUUGGAUUGUCUUUUAACCAAAGAAAAAACAAAUCUGAUUUUAAUCUUACUGGAUAAAAAAAAAAAAUACAUAUCUCUCUACUUCUCUUUCGUUUAAGAAGAACAUAAAAAAAAAAAUUGGACAUACUUCUGACGACAAUACUGCUGCAUGCAGUGGUUCCAGCUGCCCAGGAGCGAUGUCAUCUCUACCCUCUCACAACAAAGAUCCGUCACGCAUCAGAAAGCAGUUCUCUGACUCUUGUCCAGUUUCUUCUGUUGCCACUACUAAGAGCCUGCGGCAUGAGAGGCUCUCUAGAUUGGGAUCAUCUGGAUCAUCUGAUGUCUCCAAUGACACAUCAACAAACCAUGCUGAGUCCUACUUUUUACAAAGAGAGAACAGACUAUCUGCAAGGAAAAAGGCACAAGAAGAGACAGCAAAUAAUGAUUAUAAAAAGAUGUAUGAAAAGGCACUGGCAACAAAUCAAAGGCUCAAGUCCCGACUGGAAACAAGUAAACAGGAACUCACCAUGAUGCAAGACCAGCUGGAGAGAGCACAGAAGGGGAGACAGGAUGACUGUGGGGCCAAUGUGCUAGAAGCAGAAAAAAAGGAAAGCUGGAGCCUUAAAAAGAGGAUAUCAGAUAUGGAAGAACAACUGAAGAUUAAAGCAGAGCUUAAGAUGGAAAACCAGAGACUAAAGGAUGAGAAUGGGGCUUUAAUCCGUGUCAUCACCAAACUCUCCAAGUGAGAAGGGAAGCAGACAGGAGGGAAGAAGAAGAAAGGAUUCAAGAAGUCAUAUUUUAAUCUGUAUCCUUUAAAUUUCUGAAAGCAUAAGUCCAUCCUCUGAAAAGAUAUGUACAUUGGUCAGCAGAAUGUAUUAAACUGAGCCCUUUCUACUGAUUGUUUAGAAAGAUGAAAGAGAUGUUGAUUUAAUACUGAUUUUCCAUCCUCCUGUUCACAUAUAAGAAGACACAUUUGUCCAACUGUAAACGCACAAUACAUCAAUUUAAAAUUUAAAAUGUAAACUCACUAAAUAUUUCUAAAUAAAGGCAAAUGCCAGUUUAUGUGUUUCUUAUUACUGUCUUUAAGUGAGUAAAUAGUCCUCAAGUAAACAGUAUAUGAAAUUUUGUUACUGAGUAGACGCUUUCACAAAAAUGGACAAAAUAUUGCAGGUAUUUCCAAAGAAGCAUUGCCAUGGAAACAGCAAUAUUUGGCCUAUUCCAUAUGCAGAUCAUGAAAAUGGGCUCUGAACUAUCAGGGACAGUGGGUGAUGGAUGAGAAACAUUUUUUAGGAACGUAGGAGUGUCAUCUCUGAUUUAAGAGCUUUACCUUGACUGAUGAUAUUGCAAGUAACACGAUCUUUGGCUUACAAGUUUAAAUAGAAAAAAUGUUAAAAAAAUUAUGUAUUUAUCUAUUUUUUUCCCUAUAAAAGUGUCAAAACAAAUUUAGCUUUCUUGUAAAAUAUCGGCUCAAUCUCAUGCACUUAUUAAUCUGUCAUAUUAGCGUCAAUUAAGUAGGAGUUGUGGUGAUUUUGAUCAAAUCACAUGGACUUUAUCGCUAAAUGGUGAAUAUGAUAUCCUUUAUUUAAAGGCAUAAAACUGUCUUUUUACUUUUUUUUUUUUAACGCUGGGCUGUCAUCUGUGUCACACUCAGCUACUAAGCUGCUUCUUGGCAUUUAU
This is a messenger RNA of Haplochromis burtoni (Burton's mouthbrooder), 1726 nucleotides long. Its product is annotated as protein phosphatase 1 regulatory subunit 12B. The record is from RefSeq and is a predicted model, not a curated record. The transcript has 7 exons. NCBI's taxonomy places the organism in Eukaryota, Metazoa, Chordata, Actinopteri, Cichliformes, Cichlidae. The coding region runs from base 247 to 795 and encodes 182 amino acids. Gene Ontology annotation, molecular function: phosphatase regulator activity; enzyme inhibitor activity; protein kinase binding. Gene Ontology annotation, cellular component: cytoplasm.